AUGGCCCACAGGAGCAACAAGAGCACGAUGGGCAACAGGUCUCAAACAGCAACAGGCACAAGUGAACAGAUUGCAAAUGUCUGCAAGCUGUACCAAGGACGUCAAGUUUAUCUUUCCUUCGAAGUUAUCAUCGUAGGAUGUGGGCUUGGUGGUGUCGUUGCUGCGUACUGUCUCGCCCAGGCUGCCCAUAAAGUGACCAUCCUUGAGGCCACUCUCGCGAUUGGAGAGAUCGGCGCUGGUAUCCAGGUCGGCCCAACCCUGACCCAGCUUCUGAUCCGCUGGGGUCUGGGAAAACGCCUCGAGGACGUCACUGUCAAACCUGAUUUUAGGCGAUGCGAGUCAUUUCAUCUAUGCUUAUAUAUACCACUCAUUCCUCUUGCCAUGUUUUGGGCAACCGUUUCUCUCGCCUUGUGCACCGCUCUCAGAUUCUUCCCCUACUUCACGCCUACUAAUCCAUCCGCUAUGAUCCACAUAUUUCACCUUCCCGACGGUCCGCAGCAAGAGAAACGAGGCCGGGAAAUGCUUGCCGCGAUGGAAGACACUUUACGCGUGGCAACCGGCGAAAGGAGCAUAAUGACUUCGGCAGGGCACGCAAACCAGUGGGCCGACAAGGAAACGAAUUCAAUCCAGUUUGGCUACGACGCUGACGAAGAAGCGGAGAAAUGAGCAUAUUCUUAGGGGUCCUUGCGCCUUGUUGUAAUUCUACUGAUUCCUUCUUACAAUUAGAUAAUUCUCAAGGUAGUGCAAUUGAGAACCGUCCAUUUCGGACGUUAAUAUAAUGAACGAUUAGACAAGGCGUAACAUGGAUGAGCGCUGCG
Messenger RNA from Suillus subalutaceus, 818 nucleotides. RefSeq lists its product as uncharacterized. The record is from RefSeq and is a predicted model, not a curated record. The coding region runs from base 1 to 666 and encodes 221 amino acids. Gene Ontology annotation, biological process: secondary metabolite biosynthetic process. Gene Ontology annotation, molecular function: monooxygenase activity. NCBI's taxonomy places the organism in Eukaryota, Fungi, Basidiomycota, Agaricomycetes, Boletales, Suillaceae. The transcript is spliced from 3 exons.